Messenger RNA from Parastagonospora nodorum SN15, 573 nucleotides. RefSeq lists its product as hypothetical. Gene Ontology annotation, cellular component: cytosol; cis-Golgi network membrane; TRAPP complex. The record is from RefSeq and is a predicted model, not a curated record. The transcript has 4 exons. Gene Ontology annotation, biological process: intra-Golgi vesicle-mediated transport; endoplasmic reticulum to Golgi vesicle-mediated transport. The coding region runs from base 1 to 573 and encodes 190 amino acids. Lineage: Eukaryota; Fungi; Ascomycota; Dothideomycetes; Pleosporales; Phaeosphaeriaceae.
AUGGCAUCUUCCACCAAGGCACUCGAGGCUUACGGAAGUAGAACGCGCGUAGACAAAGUCAGCGCCGAGCUCGUCACCCUCACAUACGGCACCAUCGUUGCGCAACUAUGCAAAGACUACGAGUACAACUAUGCCGACGUCAACAAGCAGCUGGAUCGCAUGGGCUACAACAUCGGCGUACGGCUGAUUGAAGACUUCCUGGCCAAGUCUGGUAUACCUGCCUGUACCAACUUCCGAGAAGUGGCGGAGAUGAUCUCAAAGGUCGGCUUCAAGAUCUUUCUUAACAUUACCCCCACAAUCACCAACUGGACGAGCGACAACAAGCAGUUUUCCCUCAUCUUUGAGGAGAACCCACUCGCGGACUUCGUCGAGCUUCCCGACGACGGUCGGGCACAAGACGAGCUCUGGUUCUCGAACAUCCUGGUGGGCGUCUUAAGGGGAGCACUGGAAAUGGUUCAUAUGCAAGUCGAAGCGCACUUUAUCAGUGACGUGCUCCGCGGCAACGAUACCACGGAGAUGAGAAUAACACUGGUGCGCUACAUUGACGACGAAAUGCCGCCAGAUGACGAAUGA